Molecule: messenger RNA, 2306 nt
Organism: Vespula pensylvanica (western yellowjacket)
Lineage: Eukaryota; Metazoa; Arthropoda; Insecta; Hymenoptera; Vespidae
Gene: Ets96B
Product: ETS translocation variant 1-like
Exons: 9
Coding region: 364-2241 (625 amino acids)
Biological process (GO): regulation of transcription by RNA polymerase II; cell differentiation
Cellular component (GO): nucleus
Molecular function (GO): DNA-binding transcription factor activity, RNA polymerase II-specific; sequence-specific DNA binding
Source: RefSeq, a predicted model, not a curated record
ACGGGGGAUGUCUUUUCCGCGUCUACUCAAAAUCAAAUCACUCGAUUCGGAAUCAGUUCUCUUCUCGAACUUCGUGACGUUCGCGGUGACAGAAUCGAAUCGAAAGCACAUCGAGAAAAUUUCUGUAUCUAUCUGUCUGACUAUCUAUCGUUCUUCGUACAUAUUUUUGCUUCCGUUUACAUUUCUUUUUUUUCUUCCUUGUUACGUCUCGGUGUUGGUGUUCUUCCUCUUUUUCUUCCUCUUUCGGUUUCUCUUUCGCUUUUUCUUUUUCUCUCUGUUACAUUUAACUCCUUCAUUCUGGUGAGUCUCUUGAUAACGAACACGAUAAAUCUUGGAUAAGGAAAGUGUAAGAAACGGUUAACGAUGAACCUCCCCGAUCAGGAGGUACCUGCUGCUACCGCAAAUUUGGGGAGAUUGCCAUCGGAAGACUAUGGAAGAUUAGCUGUACCGGUGCAAACGACGAGCAGCGACUAUUGUUCUCACAAUAAUUAUUCAACGUCUCAGACGACGAACGACGAGAAAACGCAAACUGGAAGUGAAUUAUAUCCUCCUCAAGAUUAUACGAGACAAGAAUCUUGGCUUCAUGAUGGUAGCAGUUGUGAAACAGAAGGAAGCGAACAAUACGUGCCAGAGUUUCAUCAAAUACCAAAUGGUUGCGUGAAACAGGAAUCAGGGAAUUGUGAAAGGUCCCGAGAAGCUCUCUACCAUCCUCAAUAUACAAUUUCCGUCGCACAUCCAUCCACGCUUAAUACUAAUUUUCUCGAUAUAAAUCCUAGUACUUCGGCUGAUUGUUUCGUAAAUAACAGGCUGAGUCCGCAGAAAAGUGAAUCUUUAAAGAAUGUUGCUGUGAAAGAGGAACCGACUGAUAAGGGUUAUCUCGAGCCAGUUUCUGUGUCCAGUAUUUCGUCUUCGAUAACUCAAAGCUCUCAGAACGUAAACAGCUUGGUUUAUCCGCAACAACAACAACAACAACAACAACAACAACAACAACAAUACGGGAUUGGUACCAGAGAAAGUAGAAGUUCACCAAUACCCAGCCGACCAGCCAGUGCUUUUUCCGGUACAUCGCAAUGGCAACCACCUAUUUCGACUCCGUCGGAAAGCUUUUUACCACGACAAGAAAGCUGGACGUCCGAUGGCUAUGGAAAACGUAGUAUAACUCCUACCUGGACCGAGUUAGGAGUUCAAGCGGAUUCGAGAAAUUCGUCGUGGGAACGACAGAAUAAUUGCUUGCAAAAACGAGGAUCGCCAUCGUCUUCGUGGAGCUCGGAAUAUAUUAGCAAGAGACCAUCGUCGACCAGUGCGGCAACUACUUGGAGCGACGUAACAGUUGGCUAUCAACAGCAAAGACGUGGAUCUCUUCAGCUUUGGCAAUUUCUUGUUGCAUUGUUGGAUGAUCCAACGAAUGCACCUUGCAUCGCGUGGACCGGUCGUGGCAUGGAAUUUAAACUCAUCGAACCAGAAGAAGUAGCACGUAGAUGGGGCGUUCAAAAGAAUCGACCGGCGAUGAAUUAUGACAAAUUAAGUCGUUCAUUAAGGUAUUACUAUGAGAAGGGAAUAAUGCAAAAGGUUGCGGGAGAGAGAUACGUUUACAAAUUCGUAUGCGAUCCGGAAGCUCUGUUUAACAUGGCUUAUGGCACUGGAGGAACUCCUGCACUUUCCACCGAAGUCCAUAGCAGUAUGGUAAGAACGCACACAGUGUCGGGAAAGACGUGUGCCACAAGCGACAUCACCGAGCUUGGUAAACAUUCUACAACCGGCUACGGCGAUGCUGUUCUCGCUAUGUAUUCGAACACGGCUGCAGUUUACGGGCCUUCCACUUUGCAUCAUCUGCAUCAAUACUUGGGUGCUAACGAAGAUUUUAAGACACCAACUACCAGAUAUCAUGCGCAUUACUCCGCUCAAUACGAUAAUCAUCAUCAUCACCAUCAUCAUCAUCAUCAUCAUCAUGCUACUUCAGCUUAUUCGGAAACUUUUAUAAAUUAUGGUCGCUUAUCGACGCUGGAACAUCCCCUUGACAUCAGAUCCCAAGAACAACCAAACAAAACUUCGUACAACCACGAAGCAGAGAAUAUCAAUAGAGAACGAGAGAACUUACCGAUCGGUUACGACGAUACACAGAGAUCGCAGUUACCAGGACCGUCGGCAACAACGGAAACCACGAUAUUGGAUAGCAGUACGAAUUCGAAGAUCGAACAAGCACCAUACGCUUGUUUAGGCGUUGGUAGUUGCGUUUGUUGAAGAUAUGCAAACUUCUUCCCUAUCCUGAAUGUUCAUCGAUAACGAAUUGAAUGUUCUUUGUCAAA